CAAGUUCACUUUUUCACUGUAAAAUUUUUUACUGUAAAACAAUAUCUAUUAUCUAAGUGGGUAAUUAGCAUUCAAACAUUUUUGUUGCAUUUAAAGUUGGUGAGGUAGAAGUUUUAUUGACAGUUCCCACUUAAUAUUGAUAGUGUUGAAGUGUUGAUUAGUAUAUUUGAUUGAAAUAAACAAGGAAUUAAAUAUAACAUUAAAUAUGAAGGCAGAUGAUGUCGUUAUGCCAAUGAUUGAUGAAAGAGAGAGAAGCAGAGAUCGAGAUAGAACUCGAAGAUCUGAACGUUCCAGCCGUGUGAAUUCUAAUAGUAGAGAUCGAAGUAGAGACCGAAUCGAUAGAGGUAGAAAAAUUGCUGAAAGAAGAAUUUACGUCUCGAACAUUCCUUACGAUUUUCGUUGGCAAGAUUUGAAAGAUCUUUUCAGAACAGAAGUUGGAAAAGUUGCUCAUGUCGAACUUUUUGCAGAUGAAAAUGACAAACCGAGAGGUUGUGGUAUAGUUGAAUUUGAAGAUUCUGAAUCAGUCAAAGUAGCUGUGGAUAAAAUGCAUAGAUUUGAUAUCAAGGGUCGCAAACUGGUUGUGAAAGAGGAUUAUGAAGUUGAAAGAGAUAAAUAUGGUCGAUUAUCUACUGGAAGGAGCGAUAGAAACCGUGAAGAUCGUUUUAAAGAUCAAAUAAAAACAAACACUAAUCGACAGAAUGUAGCUGCGGGUAAUUUGAAUAAUUAUGCUGGAACCUCAGUAAACUCUGAUCAUAAGUAUGGAAAUACGUAUGGUUUGAGCACUCAAUUUUUGGAAUCUCUCGGUAUUUGCGGCCCGUUGGUAACUCGAGUCUUCGUGGCGAAUUUGGAUUACAAAGUAGAUGAAAAAAAAUUGCUGGAAGUUUUUAAACUUGCUGGAAAAGUAUUGCACGUUGAGCUAGGAAAGGAUAAAGAUGGUAAAUCACGAGGAUUUGGAGUGAUAGAGUAUGAUCAUCCAGUUGAAUCGGUACAAGCUAUUUCUAUGCUACAUAAUCAACAACUUUAUGAUAGACGCAUGACUGUUAGACUUGAUAGAGCUAAUGAACCUGAUGUACCUCCAAAGCUACCUGAAGGUCUCAAAGGUAUUGGUAUGGGUCUCGGAGCUGGAGGAAACAGACUUACAGACGUUGCCAGAAAUAUUCCGAAUGUUCAAGCUAAUAAUUCUACAGGUACUAAUACAAUUUCUGCUCCAGUGCUUUCCGCCAACACAUUUGGAUCUAGCCUGGCAAACGUAGUACCUGCACAAUUAGCUUCGGCCUUGUCCAAUUCCAAUGCAGCAGCACUUCAAGCAAGUUUAGCGACUGGAUUAGGUGCUAACCUCACGCCCAAUUCAUUGCUUAAUAAUUCGAUCACAAAUGAGUUAGCAUCAAAUUUAAAUAGUUUCACACAUAACACGAGUCUUGCAAAUCUUCAAGCUUCAUUAGCUAAUGCACAAUCAACUACCAAUUUUGCUUCAAGAAAUUUACCAAAGCUAGACAACGAGAUAACUUUUAGUAAUAAUAAUUCAUUUGCAAACACAUCCUUCAAUACUAGCAGAGAAUAUGAAACUGGAUUUAACAGAAAUGAUUCUGAUCGAGUUAAUAUGAGUAAUGCAUCUUUUGUUGGUGGAAAUAAUCAAACAGCUGGUAACAGACCAAAUAACUCUAACUCCCGCCAAGGAUCCGAAUCAAUUGUUAUUCAAAAUCUACCACCAAAUACAACUUGGCAAAUGGUUAGAGAUAAAUGUCAAGAAAUUGGAGAAGUUAAAUUUGCUGAAAUGAGAGGAAGCGAUUUUGCCGUAGUGCGCUUUGCUUCGGAGUGGGAUGCAGAAAGAGCUGUGUCAUUAAUGAAUCGAUCUCGUAUUGAUGGCCGAAGUGUUGAAGUUCGAUUGUACUAAAUUUUCUCUAACAUGUAAUUGAAAAGAUUUCCCAUUGUCGAUACAAAUGAUCCGUAGAAAAUGGAAAGGAAACUUAUCCUGGCUCAUAAAAAGCAAAAGUUUAUAUAUCAGUGAUUGAAUUUGACUUGUAAUACCCAAUGAUCAUUUUUUCUCUUAUAUACCAAUAAUUAAAAAUAAUAAUCUCAAAAAAAAUGUUACAAACAAAGU
This is a messenger RNA of Trichogramma pretiosum, 2101 nucleotides long. It is a transcript of the gene rump, whose product is annotated as myelin expression factor 2. The record is from RefSeq and is a predicted model, not a curated record. The coding region runs from base 206 to 1894 and encodes 562 amino acids. Gene Ontology annotation, molecular function: mRNA binding. The transcript has 9 exons. NCBI's taxonomy places the organism in Eukaryota, Metazoa, Arthropoda, Insecta, Hymenoptera, Trichogrammatidae. Gene Ontology annotation, cellular component: cytoplasm; nucleus.